GUGUUCCAAUCUUUCUCCAAUCUUGUCCUGUAAGUUUAGGGUUUAUCAUAAUUGAACGCAAAAUCGCAAUUUCUCGUAGUUCGUUUUGAUAACUCACGAAAUCGCAAGCUACAGACACAACAGUGGCACGACAUUUGGUGAUUGAUCAUGUUGGUAAAGAGAUUAAGCUCAUUCCUUAAACUCUCCCCAAAACCUCAGAUUUCCUCUGCCACGAAGAGUGUGGAUGAAGAGAGCAGCAAAUACUUUGGUAGAAAGGCAGUGUCAUUUAUUUUGAUUACUAUUACAGGUGGUGUUGCUCUGAGUGCUUUUGAUGACCUUGCCAUCUAUCAUGGAUGUAGCAGCAAGGCCAUGGAAAAGGCGAUCAAGAACCAAGCACUAAUAGAUGCUGUCGGAGAACCCAUUGUUAAAGGUCCAUGGUACAAUGCAUCUCUUGCAGUAGCUCAUAAAAGACAUUCUGUUUCAUGCUCAUUUCCAGUUUCUGGACCGAAAGGCACCGGUGUCUUGCAGCUGAAGGCAGUUCGAAAUCGAGAUGACACUUGGUCUUCCUUUUUCCUUCAUCGUGACUGGGACAUUUUAAUCAUGGAUGCUCUCCUCCAUGUACCCGGGAAUGAGGAGAGGCACCGAACAUUUCGGAUCAAUCUUGCUGACAAUCCUCUUUCUUGCACUGCUUGCACCGAGAGCGCACCUCAUCCAUCGGAAAAUUCAAAGGCAAAUUUGACUUCUAAUCAAUAAAAGCUUAAUUGGCACUCUUAAAUUCAUCUAAUAGCAAGUUUUGGACCUUUAUAUGAUUUUGAGGCUAGGUGGACGUCAAUAUUUUGGCUUUGACAGAAUAAAUUUGUUUCCAAAUUUUCUUUGGGUAACGUGUUAUCAUAUUAGUCACCGACUUAUUUUCUGAAAAUAAAAUUUUCCUUGUGGAUUGAUGUAAA
Vigna radiata var. radiata (mung bean) is the source of this 926-nucleotide messenger RNA. RefSeq lists its product as uncharacterized. The coding region runs from base 148 to 732 and encodes 194 amino acids. The record is from RefSeq and is a predicted model, not a curated record. Lineage: Eukaryota; Viridiplantae; Streptophyta; Magnoliopsida; Fabales; Fabaceae. The transcript is spliced from 4 exons.